AUGGCUCCACAAACUGUUCUAUGUAUCGGUAUGGCCGGUAAAUUAAAUUCACAUUUAUAUUCCAAAGAAACUCCACCAUAUGUUAUUAAUUUAGAUCCUGCAGUGUUGAAAGUCCCAUUUGGUGCAAAUAUAGAUAUUAGAGACUCUGUUAAAUAUAAAAAAGUUAUGGAAAAUUAUAAUUUAGGUCCAAAUGGUGCAAUUGUUACAUCAUUAAAUUUAUUCUCUACAAAAAUUGAUCAAGUUAUUUCAUUAGUUGAAAAAAAAUCUGAUAAAUUUAAAAAUGUUAUUGUUGAUACUCCAGGUCAAAUUGAAUGUUUUAUUUGGUCUGCCUCAGGGGCAAUCAUAACUGAAGCUUUUGCUUCCACUUUCCCAACUGUUAUAGCAUAUAUCGUAGAUACUCCAAGAAAUUCAUCACCAACUACAUUUAUUUCAAAUAUGUUAUAUGCAUGUUCUAUAUUAUACAAGACAAAAUUACCAAUGAUUAUUGUUUUCAAUAAAACUGAUGUUAAAAAGGCAGAUUUUGCUAAAGAAUGGAUGAAAGAUUUUGAAACUUUCCAAGAAGCCUUGAGAGCUGAUGAAGAAUUAAAUAAUGAAAAUGGUUCAAGUUCCGGGUAUAUGAAUUCUUUAGUUAAUUCAAUGUCUUUAAUGUUGGAAGAAUUUUAUUCACAAUUAGAUGUUGUUGGAGUAUCAAGUUAUACAGGUGAAGGUUUUGAUGAAUUUUUAGAUGCAGUUGAUAAUAAAGUUGAUGAAUAUAAUAAAUAUUAUAAAGCUGAAAGAGAACAAAUCUUAAAAGAAAAAGAUGAAAAGGAGAAAAAACAAAAAGAAAAAAGUUUAUCACAUUUAAUGAAAGAUUUAGGUAUAGAUGAACAAAAUAAGCGAAAGAAAGCCGCUAAAAAGGAUGAAAUUAAUGUAUUAUCAGAUACUGAAAGUUUUGAAGAAGGUGAACAUGAUGGUAUUGUAUUACCUGAUGAAGAAGAAGGUGUAGAGAGAGAAUAUACUUUCCCAGAAGAUAGAACUGGUGAAAUUAAUGAUGAGGAAGAAGAAAUACAAGCUCGUUAUCAAGAAGCUUAUGAACAAGUUGCAAAAGAAGCUGGUAGUAAAACUGCUGAAAAUAUUGCAAAAUACAUUCGUCAAUAA
Hansenula ciferrii is the source of this 1137-nucleotide messenger RNA. It is a transcript of the gene NPA3, whose product is annotated as GTPase NPA3. The record is from RefSeq and is a predicted model, not a curated record. The coding region runs from base 1 to 1137 and encodes 378 amino acids. NCBI's taxonomy places the organism in Eukaryota, Fungi, Ascomycota, Saccharomycetes, Phaffomycetales, Wickerhamomycetaceae. The transcript has 2 exons. Gene Ontology annotation, molecular function: GTPase activity.